UCUGUUACCCAUGGCUUCUUCGCUGUUACGUUUUUUGUACCUAUGUGUUUCCUUCCCACUUCUGUGAUGCCCUUUUUUGGAGUAGUCCAUUCCUUUUCAACUGAAGUGCCUACUGAGCUAUUCAUUAUCACACUAUCUAUAGCCUCAGAGAAAUUCAACCAUAUCUCUGCAUUUCUUAGUACUUCCGUAUCCCACUACUUUGUGCCUGGAUUCUUCUUGACUAGUUACUUAAAUUUGAUACUCAUUUUCACCAUUACCAAAUUGUGAGCUGAAUCUAUAUCUGCCUCUCAGUUCAGCUUAGGCUGGGUUUACACUAGCAACAUAUUGCAGCAAUUUACUUGUGCGGAGGAACUUGCCGCGCGAGUUGCGAGUGUAAACUUAUCGCCAAGUCGACUUGCGACCGUAGCAAUUUAUUGUGGAAGUUGCUUGCUGCACAUUUUCCGCUUCCAGUGUAAACACCACGCAAGAGCUAUCUGCAAGUGACUUGCAGCUUUUAGGAUUUAUUUCUAUUUCCUGCAAGUAGGAAGCGCAAGUUAUAGUAAGUAUGUCGUCUGCAUAACACUCAUAUUUAACAGUUUACUUAAUGUGCUGACUUAAUUUUAUGCAGCUAUCUCACGUAUUAUAUGCCAACAAAUUUCAGAAAUGGAGGAGAAACGAGAAUGGACGAAGCAGGACACAGAAAAUUUUAUUGAAGCUGUGGAGAGCUACCCCGAAAUUUGGGACGUACAUAACCAGGACUUUAAGGAUAGAAUGAAGAAGAUGUGUGCAUUGAACGAAAUCUCGUCAAUAUUCAACACGCCAGUGAAAGAGGUACAAAGAAAGUGGCAUAACUUAAAGACCCAAUUUUCUCAAGAAGUUAGGAAACUGCAGAAAAUAAAAAGCGGCUCUCCUGGCAUAGUUUCGGAUUCUCGGUGGCCGUAUUUUUCAGCAAUGAAAUUUCUAGAGAGUAGUGUUGCCACAACCUCUAACAGAAUAUCUUUGCUAUCAACAAAGGAAGAAGAAAUAGUUACAGGAGAUGAUGUGCCUGUUGCUAAUGAGGGGAAGAAACAAAAAAGAAAGGAGACUAAAGGAAGUGGUAAUGGGCUCAUUGAAAAGGCAGAAAAAAUUCUGGGCCAGGAAAUUGAUGCUUUCCAAACCUUUGGAGAUUAUAUGGCUAGUGAGCUGUGGUCACUAAAGAAUGAAAAAAAAUGUAAACAAACUGAAAAUAAUGAUUCUGAAAACCAUCAUUGA
This is a messenger RNA of Schistocerca nitens (vagrant locust), 1230 nucleotides long. RefSeq lists its product as uncharacterized. The transcript has 2 exons. Gene Ontology annotation, biological process: regulation of transcription by RNA polymerase II. Gene Ontology annotation, cellular component: transcription regulator complex; nucleus. The coding region runs from base 643 to 1230 and encodes 195 amino acids. Lineage: Eukaryota; Metazoa; Arthropoda; Insecta; Orthoptera; Acrididae. The record is from RefSeq and is a predicted model, not a curated record.